This is a messenger RNA of Notechis scutatus (mainland tiger snake), 928 nucleotides long. RefSeq names its product phenazine biosynthesis like protein domain containing (gene PBLD). Gene Ontology annotation, molecular function: isomerase activity. Gene Ontology annotation, biological process: biosynthetic process. NCBI's taxonomy places the organism in Eukaryota, Metazoa, Chordata, Lepidosauria, Squamata, Elapidae. Gene Ontology annotation, cellular component: cytoplasm. The record is from RefSeq and is a predicted model, not a curated record.
AAUUUCCAAAGGGCCAUUUUAAAAAGCCUUGUAAAAUUCUGUAAGGAAGAAAUGCAGAUUUCAGUUUUCAUAAUUGAUGCAUUUACCAACCAACCCUUUGGUGGGAAUCCUGCUGCUGUUUGUCUUCUUGAAGAUGAGCUGGAGGAAAGUUGGCAUCAAAAAAUUGCUGCAGAAAUGAACCUCUCAGAAACAGCAUUCAUCAGAAAACUGCACCCCACAGAUGACUUCACCAAAAGUUCCUGUUUUGGAUUAAGAUGGUUUACACCUACAAAUGAAGUCCCUCUGUGUGGCCAUGCUACGCUUGCAUCUGCUGCUGUAUUAUUCCAUAGGAAAAAUAUGAAUCCCACCCUCACUUUCAUAACUCUUAGUGGAGAAUUAAAGGCCAGGCAAGCAGGAGAUGAGAUUGUCUUGGAUUUGCCACUUUACUUCACUUAUCCACAGGAUUUCCAGGAAGUAGAAGAGUUGGUAAAGGCAGCAGUGGGGGAUAUGAACAUUCAAGAGGUCCGUUAUUCUCCUGACACAAAAAAGCUACUUAUCUGUCUCAGUGAGGUGUAUGAAAGGUAUGAUCUAGAGAAAUUAAAAGUGGAUCCCCAACGUCUUUUGCUGGCCGACAAGACCGGAAAAAUAAAAGGAGUAAUAAUCACAGUUAAAGGAGAUCAUCAUAAAAAUCAUGGCAGCUAUGAUUUUUACUCUCGUUAUUUUGCACCAUGGAAUGGCAUUUCUGAAGAUCCUGUCACAGGGUCUGCCCAUGCUGUACUAAGCAGCUACUGGUCAGAGCAACUGGGGAAAGACAAACUAUGCGCAUUUCAGUGCUCCAGUCGUGGGGGAGAGUUGAAGAUUCUGCUCCGGCAAGAUGGAAGAGUAGACAUCGGGGGACAAGCAUGCUUUGUGUUAGAGGGUUUUUUGUCUCUCUGAAAAACAAUUAAAA